AUGGAGUGCGAUAUCUGUGGCAAAGGCCUCAACCCCAAGGUCCCCUUGAACUGCCCAACGUGUGCGCGCGCCGCCCUCUACCCUUUUCGCAUCGCCCAGGCAACGACUCUGCUGGACAGGGAGACGCUGGGCUAUCAUGUCGAAGCCGUGGCAACCGGCGCCGAUGAUCAAGCCGGACAGGCCGUUUCACUUGGAGAGACGCUCGUCGACACGCAUGAGAGCUCCAAAAGGGCCGCUGUCGAGCAACGUCGUACCGCAACGGCAGAGAUAGAAGAGCGCAUCCGCUACAUUACCGAGCGUAGCGAGUCCCUACAGAAGCAGAUAGACGAAGGCAAGAGGGAAAUCGCUGCUAGGAAGGCAGCCAUCGCUCAGCGCCGCUCUGACUUGGAGUCAGCCACUUAUAAUAUCGAGAAACGCAGGUCGAAAGAGCUGGACACCGUGAAAGAAGUCAUCAAGGCCGUUCGAGCGGCAGACGAUCUAGGCCACAAAGAAGACGUCUAUGGCAGGGCCUGGCACUGCAAAAAGGCUGCUGAUGUUGCCGGACUGAAGCAGAGAAGACGGAGGUCGCGCGACGGCUCGGUCAAGAUGGAGUACUACAUUGGCGGCAUACGCAUCUUGGAUCUGCGGGAUCUCAACACUGCUCCUCCUUCCCAAAUCACGGCAUCCUUGACCCUUCUAGCAGGCUUAGUCGUCCGUGUGUCAAACUAUUUGGCGGUGCGUCUACCUGCCGAGAUCACCCUUCCGCAUAAGGACUAUCCACUCCCCACCAUAUUCUCUCCCUCUUCCUCGUAUAUGUAUAAAGAUGUACCAUUCCCCGGUAGUACACCCUUUCAGUCAUCUAGCAACAGUCCUGAAGACUCUCGGACACUGGAGCACCAACGGCCUCUACCCCGUCCAAGAUCUCUGUACAUUGAUCGUAAGCUGCCCAUGCUUGCGGCAGAGGACUCCUCAGCAUAUUCGCUAUUCUUGGAAGGGGUUACGCUCCUCUCCUGGGACAUUGCAUGGCUAUCUCGCUCGCAGGGCAUGAACAACACGUUUAAUGAGUGGGAAGACAUAUGUCCGCUUGGAAAGAACCUGUGGCAGCUUUUGAUUGAGAGUACCCAGGCGACAAUGUCUGCAGUGGACAAGGAAAAGAAAGAUGGACCCAUGGCCAAGGGCGACUUCAGAUUUCCAGCAAGCAGUCGUUCUCUCGCGUCAACACCGGAGAUCGGCUUGGGCUCAUACUCGCACGGUACAGCAAAGGGUUUUCUUGGGAACGCCGAAGGUGCGAGCUUCAUGAAGGGGUGGAAGCUGCAGACACCGGCAAGGGCUGUCGACAAGCUCAGAUCGCAUCUCCUGGCGGAGAUGCAGGGUGCAGAAUGGGAAAUGCUGGACGAAAAGGAGUUCGAGAAGGAAGAAGAAGCAGACACGGAUGGACAGAGCAAGCCGAGAGGAGUGAAUGGGUGGACGAAGCUCAAGAGUCGUAAUGAGGAGACAAAAACGGCAUGA
Aplosporella prunicola CBS 121167 is the source of this 1488-nucleotide messenger RNA. RefSeq lists its product as uncharacterized. Gene Ontology annotation, cellular component: lytic vacuole; endosome. The transcript has 2 exons. Gene Ontology annotation, biological process: SNARE complex assembly. Bases 1 to 1488 code for a protein of 495 amino acids. The record is from RefSeq and is a predicted model, not a curated record. NCBI's taxonomy places the organism in Eukaryota, Fungi, Ascomycota, Dothideomycetes, Botryosphaeriales, Aplosporellaceae. Gene Ontology annotation, molecular function: SNARE binding.